Messenger RNA from Rhodotorula toruloides NP11, 1179 nucleotides. RefSeq lists its product as uncharacterized. The transcript is spliced from 2 exons. Lineage: Eukaryota; Fungi; Basidiomycota; Microbotryomycetes; Sporidiobolales; Sporidiobolaceae. Bases 1 to 1179 code for a protein of 392 amino acids. The record is from RefSeq and is a predicted model, not a curated record.
AUGGCCAGUACGAGCCAGCGCAAACCCCUCACGACCUCACAGGAGUCGCGGCUCGUGCGAUACCUCGACGACGAGCUCCUCAAGUUCUCGGGGGCGUACGAAUCUCGACAUUCUGGGACUUCGCGCCUGCCAGACCUGUCCACCUUUCUUGAUGCUCUCCUUCCCCUCCAGUCCUUCAUCCUGACGAUUCCCUCCGUCCCGCCAUCGUCCUCACUCCGCGUCGCUUACUAUCUCAACCUGACCUCUUUCAUCGCUCCCGCACUGGACGGCUACACCAUACUUGACGAGACGAUCGACAAGCUGUUCGAGACGCUCGAGCGGUUCGACCGGGGAUGGGUUGCAGUCUUGCGUGGGCAGGAAUGGGAUUCGGUGGCGGGUAUGGCGAAAGGUGGACCUUUGGAGGGAGGUCUCGCCGCGAGUGGGAUGCGGAAUACGGAUCGGAUACGACUGGAGAGUCUGGUGCGGGACAUCAAGGCCAAUCUCGCGGUUGCGCUCGGCCUGCCCGAGUUUAUUGCGCUCGAAACGGACCCGUUCCAAGAGCUUGCGCGUAUGCAGAACGGCCGGACAGGUGACAGUCGUUCUGAGGGAGUGCUGAGCGGGCUUGGCGGAGGAGAGGCGGAGAUGCAGUCUGCGAGUCAGGCUUCGACACCUUCACUCGUCUCCGACAACCCCGUCUCGACAGAUACGGACGAGGCCAUGUCGGUAGACACCGAAGUCGCUGGCAAUUCGCUUCCCGAGCCAACGAGCGGCGUAGAGAUGGAGGACGAAGAGGACGAUGUCGACUUUGAGGAGGUCGCCGCCAUUUCGCCUUCCUCUUCACAUCCACAACAACAACACGUCCUCUCCGACGCCUACGCCGACGCACCUUCAGCGGACGGCUCCUUCCAGAUCCACUUCACCGGCGUCCCUCCGCCCACAAUGCAAGACGGCGAGCUCUCCCUCCAGCAAGGCGCGACACCCAUCGUCGGCCAGCAGCGCGGUUUCGACCCAGACUCGGAGUACCCGCUCAGCGAGGAAGAGGGAGACCCGAUAGGCGGGAACGCAGUUACAGGUGCGAACGAGGAGGAUGCGACGGAGACAGAGGACGGGAUGGAGGAGAGCACGAAGGAUAGGGUCAAGCGGGUCUUUGAGCGGACGGAGCAGGUGCUGGCGGAGCUGCGGGCGGCGCAGGCUGCGUAG